AUGACCUAUGACUCCAUGACCGUGUCUGGCGGUGCAUUUGCCGUCCCCGUGAUGUCAAGCUUGAGCGGCUUUGAUGCCGAUCCAACCUCUGAGUUCCUGACAGAGGAGGCUUUCUCAGGCGACAACUCCACAGACUUGAACCUCGUGCCAUCGUCGCAAUACCAUGGACAAGACCAGCCAGAGGACCUGAUGAUUUCCGGUUACAUGAACGUGGAUUCUGCGUCCCUCUACCAUCCUGGAAUGGUGACUCAUUUCAGCUCGCCGGGCUUCUCGCUGCAGAGACUGCCAACACCCCCUCCAGAGGAAUAUGUCCGGGAUUGCCUGUCAGCCCAGAAUUCGCAGGAGAAGAUGUACCCGAAUGCCCAGGAUUCCACUCUCUAUGGGAACAACACCGUCUGCAAGGCGUCACCAGACAGCCUCAAAGGACGCAGUGUAUUUCGACCUAGGCCUAUUCGAUCUGCGUCUGAACGGAAUGGUGUCGUUGACCAAAGUGUUUCGUCUAUCGUGCCUGCUGAAACCCGGAGCCCCAAGGAGGAUCAAUCGGACCGAGAAAAGGCCAGAAGUGGACCCCUCUACGAAGCCAGGCCCGACAAAAGUGGUCACUAUCAUUGCCCUAUGUUCGACAAGCUCAAGUGCAAUCACCAGCCCACCAAGCAAAAAUGUAUUUACAACAAAUACGUGGACUCCCAUUUAAGGCCAUACCGCUGCCGUUUCACGGAUCGCCCGGAAUGCGAGGAUCUCAGGUUUUCUUCCAACGCCUGCCUCCUUCGCCACGAAAGAGAAGCCCAUGGAGAACAUAACCACGGAGUGAACCCCUACUUGUGCAAGUUCCCGGACUGUGACCGUGCCCGAGAGGGAAAUGGAUUUCCUCGCCGAUGGAACCAACGUGACCAUAUGAAACGAGUCCACCAAUACGAGGAACCUGAACCUCUUCCCAAGAAGAACUCAACCACUCAAAGUCAGAACAAGAGGAAGAAGCCGACAUCUGUUCCCAUGAGGAGGUCGAACUCCUCCACCUUGGCCAAGGCUCAUGCGAUGGCGAAUGCUGCCAUCCAAGCUCAGAACUACGGCCAGGCUAUUACCCGGGCCCAGUAUGUCGCUCCCGGCGCGUACACUAUUCAAACCCAGGACUAUGAUGCCAUGAUGCCACAAACAGUGUCAAUGGACGAUGUCCAGUUCUCACCCAGGCCUGCCAUCUCUAGGACAUGCCGUGUGUCACCACCUUACUCCGGGGUCUAUCCUUCAUGA
Messenger RNA from Cladophialophora psammophila CBS 110553, 1248 nucleotides. RefSeq lists its product as uncharacterized. The transcript has 3 exons. The coding region runs from base 1 to 1248 and encodes 415 amino acids. Lineage: Eukaryota; Fungi; Ascomycota; Eurotiomycetes; Chaetothyriales; Herpotrichiellaceae. The record is from RefSeq and is a predicted model, not a curated record.